GCAUGCCAUUAUUUUAUUGUCUAACAUGGUUUUGGUUGAACCGAAAGCUCUGGUGCCUUUUGGCAGUUACAGGAAGAGCAGCUUCGCAGGGCACCAAUCGAUCGGUACCCGGAUUCACAGUUGAUGGAGGCCGGAGCUGGAUGUCUUCGAAUUCUCCGAAGCACCGUGAAACACUAUUCAGUGCAGAGCGUACAAAUUUCGCUGCGUCUAGCUAGCUAGACAUCGACGAGCUAGCUAGACUUCUACCAUAUCUGGCAAUCUGGGUUCUUGAGGAUGAAGAUGAGCAAGAACAAGAGGAGGCAGCAGCUGGGUGGGAAGCCUGUGCUGGUGACGUUCUACGUGGCGGAAGCGGAACCAAGGGAUCACGGUGGCUCCGCCUCCACGGCGACCUCAUCCCACGGCCUUGGGCAUCACCACCACCACCACCACCACAAGAAUAAGCAGCGUCAAGAUCACCAUCACUCCCAUGGCGAUGGUCCUGACAUGCAGCGGCGACGACGGAAAGACGGCAAAUCUCAGAGUAACCGGCGGGCGGACCUGCUGGAGUACUCGCGGCAGCUGAGGGCAUCAUCGGCACGGCAGACGGCAGCCACCACGGCUACUGCAAGCCCCACUCCGCCGCCUGCUCCUCCUCCUCCUCGUCGAGAUUGGGACACAAGCACGGCGGCUGUUGGUGUUCGUCGCGACGAGCGGCAGCGGCCGCCGCAGGCAGCUGUGAAUCGGCUGGAGCGCGCGAUGAGCCAGCAGAACAUCCGGCAGCGUUGCUUCGGCGGUGACGACUGGAGCUGGAAGAGGUUGUUGGUGCUCGUCUUCCCUUUCCACAGGCGACCAAGGAGGAGCAAUCGUGAUGGCAGCGAAAAGAACGUGAAUAUUAUUAAUCAAACAGGACGGCCGGCUGCGUUGCUGGUCGGCAAGCUGACGACGGUUUCUUCCAAGAACAGACGAGAACGUAGCGGCUUCUUGAAGACGCUUAUGCCCUCCUUUCAGAAGCGGUCACGAUAGUCGUUGAACAAUGAUGUAUUUUUGGUGAGAACGCGAACCUAAGACAUACGAGUGGUAGACCGUUUCUCUUUUAUUGCGUUUGCUGGAAUGCUACCUGAUUGAGUGUAGCCCAGUGGCGGAUCUAG
Sorghum bicolor (sorghum) is the source of this 1127-nucleotide messenger RNA. RefSeq lists its product as uncharacterized. Bases 274 to 1002 code for a protein of 242 amino acids. Lineage: Eukaryota; Viridiplantae; Streptophyta; Magnoliopsida; Poales; Poaceae. The transcript has 3 exons. The record is from RefSeq and is a predicted model, not a curated record.